UUUAUUUUAUCAAAUCACACAACAUAAUUUACAAGUUGUAUUUUUAAAUGAUCCUCCAAUACACAGACUUUAACCGUUUGAUGAGUGCGGCGAAGCGCUAUCGCGCUUCGCUUGUCAUAUGCUAAAAAUGCGGACGAGCGCGAUCGCGCUUCUCUUGUUUAGCCAAGAAUGCGGAGACGCGUGACCACGCCGCUGUUCAGAAAUUAAAAAUUGUUUUCAUUUUUUUAACUGAAAUUUUAACUGAAACUGAUAAUUACAAAAAGCACUAUGCCAAAUUCUGAUUCAUCUGAAAGUGACUAUGAUAUGAGCAGUAAUGAUGAAGAGUGUAGUAAUGACUUUGAAACUGAUAGUGGAAGUGACAUCAUCAUUCCUUCUAAAAGAUUACGAAUAUAUAAUAUUAGUGAUAGCAGUGAUGAUGAGGAAGUAACUGAAAGUGCCUCCAAUGGCGAUAAUAUCGAUGAAUUUUUACCCGUGAACACAAUAUUUUCGAAUGAAUCGAAUAGUUUUUUUGAAGUACCUGGUCCAAAACAUGCCCCUGCUUCUGAUGCGAAACCAAUUGAAUAUUUCAAUAAUUUUUUUUCAAAUUCGCUCUUCACUACAAUGGUAACGGAAACGAAUCGCUAUGCUGAGCAGUUUUUGAAUUCCGGAAGAAGAUUGAAACGACGUUCACGCGCAAGGUCUUGGGUACCAGUAACUGUUACAGAAAUGAGAGCAUUUGUUGCAGUUCUAUUAGAAAUGGAUGAAAUAUUUCUCGACGAACUUCAAAUGUCAGUAAAUGCAACAUCAUAA
Molecule: messenger RNA, 789 nt
Organism: Polistes dominula (European paper wasp)
Lineage: Eukaryota; Metazoa; Arthropoda; Insecta; Hymenoptera; Vespidae
Source: RefSeq, a predicted model, not a curated record